Molecule: messenger RNA, 2590 nt
Organism: Drosophila navojoa
Lineage: Eukaryota; Metazoa; Arthropoda; Insecta; Diptera; Drosophilidae
Gene: ZnT49B
Product: solute carrier family 30 member 9
Biological process (GO): transmembrane transport; zinc ion transport; intracellular zinc ion homeostasis
Cellular component (GO): endoplasmic reticulum; membrane
Molecular function (GO): monoatomic cation transmembrane transporter activity
Source: RefSeq, a predicted model, not a curated record
GAUUAAACUUUUUUCUUAAGCUAAAUUUACAGCCGGGCACUUCUAAAUUAAAUUUUCCUAAUAAAAAAUUUUUAAAUAAAACACAAAAGCGCUGCAUGGCUUUGAAAUUCAAGAGAUGCACAAUUUGACAGGUACUAUACCAUUCCAAGCAUCCAUAAGCGAAAGCACAGCAGUCACAAAAAUAUAUACACUCUGGGCCUUCGCAUGACGUAGUCCGCCUAAAAAGUGAAACGGCAAGAAAUACAAAAACAAAAACACAACAACAACAGCGACGUCAACACAGACUGAAAUCAGUGAGGUGCGCGCUGUAGCACUUGACCUGCAGCUUCAAUAUGUUGAUGCGCAGUGUGUGGCUGCUGCAGCGCCAACAACCUCUUUACACACGAGCCGCUCUUCUGUGGAGGCGGCAAUACUUCUCCUGGUGUCAUGGCCUGCAACGCAGUGAACAUGUGACGCUUCGUUUGCAGGCUCGCAGUCGUUUGGGUGGAGGCAAAACCUGUAAAGCGUCCUCCUUGCUGGUGAUGCGCUCCAGCUCCAGUGACAAGGGGAGCGGUAUAAAUGAAAAGACUCCUGUCGAUGCAAAUGUCCGCCAAAAAAUAGAUGAAGCAGUGAACAAAUUGCCCAACGUGCAGACAAAGAACUUUGAAAUAAAAACCUCGAAGGGCAUCCUCUCAAUAACCACCACCAUUGAGGACUCCAAGAUCAAUGAGAUUGUGUUCGAAAAGGCAGAUCUCCCACCGGUGGCUAAGCCUGCGUUACAUGUUAUGCCAGCCAUUGAAGUCAAAUCAGCAACAAGUCCGCCUGAAUUAGCUCCUACUCCGCCUCAGCGAAAGGACGGAGGAGAUGCUCCAGCACCAGCAACGCCUGCAGUGAAACGACCGCGCUUCGAUUACCGGAUGUCGCUAGAGCGUAAUUUUGUAACGCCUGCGCGUGCCCUGUCGGACUUCAUGCUAACCCUCAAAGAUUUGGAGAAACUACCCAAGAUAAAGCGCAGAUCGCCCUACGAACAGGAGCCACCGAUGACGGUCUAUUGGCGCCGCGAUGUGGAGGCCAAGGCGCUUGAAGUGUGGGGCUCUAAGGAGGGUAUUGUGCGAGAGCGACUAAGACGUGACGUAGAGCGCAAGCAGUAUCAACAAAAUGUAUUCACUGUGAAACGUCGCCUACGCGACUAUCGACGAGAAGUGGGCUCACGAACCACGAGCAUGCUGGAUACGGAUAUAAAUUCGGAGAAGUCCGGACAGGUAGUCGCUACAGCCAUUGCCAUCAAUGCAGCUAAUCUACUGUUUAAGACAGGCGGUUGGUUAUACUGCGGCUCGCACAGCAUGUUUGCAGAGGUUAUUCACUCACUUGCAGAUCUGGUCAAUCAACUUAUAUUGGCCUUCGGCAUCUAUAAGUCGUCACAGUUGCCCGAUACGGUUCAUCCGUACGGCUAUAUGAACAUGCGUUACGUCUCUUCCCUCAUCUCUGGCGUUGGCAUAUUUUGUGUGGGCAGCGGGUUAUCCAUUUACCAUGGCAUCGAGGGACUGCUCAAUCCGGAAGCGAUCACUGACCUGUUUUGGGUGUAUUGUAUUCUGGCUGGCUCCCUCGUCAGUGAGGGCGCGACCCUCGUGGUGGCCAUCAAUGAAUUGAAGCGCGCCGCCAAAGAGAAUAAGCUAAGCUUUAAGGAGUAUGUUCUUACCGGAAAGGAUCCUUGUGUGAAUGUGGUACUGUGUGAGGAUGCAGCUGCAGUCACUGGCGUAGUAGUCGCCGCCGGCUGCAUGGGCCUGAGCAGUUUAACUGGCUCACCAAUCUUCGAUGCGAUUGGCUCUUUGGUGAUCGGAGGUCUUCUGGCUGCGGUUGCUUCCUUCAUUAUUUAUACGAAUGCCAAUGCGUUGGUUGGUGUAUCCAUUUCGAUGGAUCGCUUGGAAAAGAUCAAUGCGGCUCUUGAAGCUGAUGUGAUGAUACGCGCUAUAUACGAUGUUAAGGGAAUAGACAUCGGCAAUGGACGAGUGCGUUAUAAGGCUGAGCUGGAUUUCGAUGGACGAGAGCUAACACGCUCAUAUUUGGAUAAGCAGGAUCUAAAUAAGCUGCUGGCGAUUGUGCGCGGAUUUCGUAAUGUGGAUGAUUUGGAGGGGUUCUUGCUGGAUCAGGGCGAGAGUAUUGUUGACCUAAUGGGUGGCGAAAUUGAUCGCAUUGAAAUGAAUCUGCGCACGCAUUUUCCAGAAAUUCGACAUGUCGAUCUUGAAAUACUCUAGAGCCUUCCUUUCUGGCUGUUAACUGAAGAAUAUAUCAGUUUGGACCUGACGGCUCUCAAUCAAAAUUUCCUGUUUAACAUAUAUAUUAGGAUAUAUAUUCGUACGUGCAUAUAUAUAUAUACAGUUAUUUCGGUUGUGUACUUGAGUGGACUACCGUUAGUUAGAUGUUUGGUAUAUGUCUGGCUGGCUUAUUUUUAUUAAUAUUAUUGUUUUCGGGUAGGUUUGAUAGAGACUUAAGUGAAAAGAAAAUAUUACAUUGUUCAAUUUUCAGUUUUAGUGCAAAGAUGCAACAUUGUAUGGUAGCUAUUCAAAAUUCUUCGGUUCACACGUUUGCCUAAAAUUCUACUAUAUAUUGU